GGCACACGCGUCGUAUGAGCGAUAUCACCUGGUCUUCUAAGGCUGUUUUAUUGGAUUUUGGCGCAAGAAGGCAAAAAAGCCGGCUAAAGUGUCCCUCGUGGAUGUGUGUGUGUGCGUGUGUUGCCGGAAAUACUUUGAGCAAUCGAGCAAUCGACAAGAGGCGAGGCGAAAAAAAAGAUAGAAACCAAAACAAAAGCCUAAGCAAAUUAACUUGGCCCAUUCGUUGAACUGCGAGCUCUGUUGUUCUGGUGGUGAUAUUAUGUUUGGUUUUUUGCCCAGCCCUCCUGCCAGCACGAAAGUAGGUUAAUUGACGUGUGUUGUGGGCGUAUCUACAAGGAAAUAAUAAAAAAGUACCAAGUACGUACAAGUAGAAAAACAAAUACCAGGGCAGCCAGUGAAGUGGUCAAUUGCCACUGCCAGGGGCCUUCGAACCCUCUAGAUAAAUCAAAAGUGCGGGCAGAAAGCCAAGCUAAUUUAAGGUCACUCGGGUAGGAGCUUGGGAGUCCUUGGAGCGGGAGCAGCCAAUGCAACCUGCACAGACAUCAUUAGACGUGAAUAGCAACCACACAAAAUGCUGAUACUGCUGCCGCUGCUUGGAAUUUUUGGUAAUGGUUUCGUUGCUGAAGUCGAGGCGAAUCUAAGUCUGGGCUUUAAGGCCAUCAAAUUGCCCAGGCAUCCGAAUCCGGCCAAUUGCAGUGUGGGCAACACAACAUUCGCACAUGGAGUCACAUUUAAAUUGGAUUGUAAAACCCAAUGCGUUUGCGAGAAUGGCCGCCACGCCUGCUCCACGCUCUGCCCCAACGAGCAGCUCCCGGCGCCGGAGGACACGAUUUCCUGCCGAUCGCCGCGCCUCGUCGAAGUUCCCGGCCACUGUUGCAAGAUGUGGCUCUGUGAGAAUCCAACAGCUGAUGUCUACGCCACCUGCCACAACAGCACCACCAGCAGCAACUGGACAGCCUGCAGCAGGUCCUGCGGCCUUGGCACCGCCACGCGGCACACCACCACCCACGCGGGCUGCCAUCAACUGAGCAAUUUGCGGCUCUGCCAGAAUCGCAGGUGCGACCAGGACGACCUCGAGGACAAUAAGUGGAGCAGUAGCCGCCCGUUGACGCACAAGCGGAAGCAGCAUCGCGCCCACAGCCACUCCCAUCAGCACUAUCAUCACCACCACAAGGAGCACGAGGGGCACCAGGAGCAUGAGGAACACGAGGAGCCGGCCCACAGGAUACGAAAGGGCCACGAGUGCCGGAGCAUCCAGCGGCUAGGUCCUGCCAGGAUACGACUGGGCGAGUGCGUUUCCCGAAAGCUGUAUCGACCGAAGCUCUGUGGCCGCUGCCAUCGCGGGGUCAAGUGCUGUGCCCCGUCGGUGUCCACCACGAUACAGGUCGAGUUGCUGUGUCCUUUAAAUGCUGUCGAUCCAAUUAACUACGUACAGCGACGUCAGCCGAACAAAAAAAGGCAGUUGAAGGAGCCCCAGGAUGAUGAAGAUGAUGAUGAAGAUGGGGACGAGGACGAGGAUGUGCAGCAUGAGCCGAUGCUGCAAAGUGCACAGUUAUGGGACACGGUCGCCUUGGAGCCAAUCGAUCAGGAAUUCCUGCAAUCACAUCAGAUACAAAUCGAGAAUAAAUUCAUUGCCGUCGAAUGGAUACUGAAAUGUGAAUGCAGCACGAAGAAUUGCAACGCAGACAGCAGCAACGUCAGCAGCAGCAGCAACAGCAACAGCAACGACAAUAUGGCUAACACGAAUAAACAUGGUUAUUACAAUUACAAAAACAAUAACCGAGGCCGGAACCACGAAACUAAUGGCGAACCAAAUGAGCCGACCAACAACAAUGCCGGCAACAACAAGGACAACGAAGAGGAUGUGGUCGACAGCGACAGCGACAGCGACAGCGGCAACCAUCCCGACCACAACGAUGUGGACAACAUGUCCUCGGAACAGCAGCCGGAUAUCAUACCCUAUCCGCCCAGUGUGGGCGAGUCCAGCUGGAAGGCCGAAAAGCUGCGAAGGCAACAGCACUGGCUGCAGGACACAUAGCGCAAAGGAUUCGCACGAAAAUUAUAAGAUAGAACUCGAUCGACGGAGGGAGGGCAAGGAUAUAAGGAUAUAUGGCAGUUAUGUGGCGGAGAGUAGAGUUUAAGAUUUGUACAGCAUAGCGAUACUUAGGGCCCCAAGGAUGGUUAGGAUUGUAAAGGUAAAUGGGAGAGGCGAUGAUGCAAGUAAUACUUAGGAUUUGAACAUAUCGAGGCAGUAAGUGUAUUUAUGUGAACGAUAGGGUUAGUACUAAACCACGGGCGAACAACACAAAAACAGGCCGAAUGAAAUAUAAUAGAUAAUAUUUUUGCAAGCGUCUAUACACAGAAAAGAAAAUUGAACAUUUUCAGAAGAUCAUUAGAAUGGAUCAUUGGAAUGCUGCCCAAUAAUGACGUACGAGUAUAUGGUAAUAAUAAUUUUAAUAAUACGAGUAUAGAUGUAAAAGGCUUAAGCAAAUGCAAAGUUCGUGUGCAUUCCAGUUAUAACUGUGCUAUAUACUCACUUGUAUUCCGAUCUACACGUAUGCCUAAGACUCUGCUUGAACAAAGAAUAAUGAAUUUAGCUGGAUGCAAAUGGACACCAGCCAGGACACCGUCGCCAACUACGAGUGUGUCCUGGUCAUAGUUUCGUUAUCCCCCAACCAACCAACCAACCAACCAACCAACCAACCAACCAACCACACAUAUCCCCGGAAAUAUCCCAAAUCGAGUUCUCUGAUUUAGGUCAUGUGACGAGCGAGGCUUAGCCAUCACCCAUAUCAAAUGUAUCGACGUAAGUCAACUCUUAGCUAGCGUCAGAGUUAUCCGUGUG
Messenger RNA from Drosophila teissieri, 2845 nucleotides. RefSeq names its product basic-leucine zipper transcription factor A (gene Ccn). The transcript has 10 exons. NCBI's taxonomy places the organism in Eukaryota, Metazoa, Arthropoda, Insecta, Diptera, Drosophilidae. Bases 572 to 2038 code for a protein of 488 amino acids. Gene Ontology annotation, molecular function: heparin binding; integrin binding. Gene Ontology annotation, biological process: signal transduction; cell adhesion. Gene Ontology annotation, cellular component: extracellular matrix. The record is from RefSeq and is a predicted model, not a curated record.